Molecule: messenger RNA, 1325 nt
Organism: Emiliania huxleyi CCMP1516
Lineage: Eukaryota; Haptophyta; Isochrysidales; Noelaerhabdaceae
Product: 3-isopropylmalate dehydrogenase
Exons: 5
Coding region: 1-1113 (370 amino acids)
Biological process (GO): L-leucine biosynthetic process
Cellular component (GO): cytosol
Molecular function (GO): 3-isopropylmalate dehydrogenase activity
Source: RefSeq, a predicted model, not a curated record
AUGCUGGCACGUGGUCUCAUCAGGCGCUCCUUCGCCGCGCGGAGCGCGCACACGAUCGCGGUCCUCCCGGGCGAUGGGAUCGGCCCCGAGGUGAUGGAUGAGGCCGUCAAGGUGCUCGACAAGGCGGCCGGAAAAUUCGGCCUCUCGCUCGACCUGCAGCCCGCGCUCAUCGGCGGCGCGGCUUAUGAUGCGCACGGGGAGCACUUCCCCGAGUCGACGCGCGAGCUGUGCGCGCGCUCGGCCGCCAUCCUCUACGGCUCGGUCGGCGGCCCGGUCGCUGAGCAGCACCUGCCAAAGUGGGCGGACGCCGAGAAGAAUUCGAUCCUCGGCAUGCGGCGCGCCUUUGACCUGGCGGUCAACCUGCGGCCCGCGGCGAUCUUCCCCUCGAUCGCGCACGCGUGCCCGCUGCGGCCCGAGAUCGUCGCCGAGGGCGUCGACCUCCUCAUCGCGCAGAUCGAGAGGGCGCUGAGCGCCGCCUUCGAGGCGGCGGAGAAGCGGCGCGGCAAGCUCACCGUCGUCGACAAGGCCAACGUCCUCGACACCUCCCGCCUCUGGCGCCGCGUCGCCAACCGGCUCGCGCCGGCCCACCCGAGCGUCGAGCUCGAGUUCAUGUACGUCGACAACGCGGCGAUGCAGCUGAUCCGGCGCCCCUCCCACUUCGACGUCGUCGCAACGGAGAACCUGUUCGGCGAAGCGGACGCCUCUCGAGCCACGUCCCUCCCCUCGCCCCUCUCCUCGACGCCGCCUGCCCGCCUCGCAGGCGACAUCCUCUCCGACGCCGCCUCCGUGCUGCCCGGCUCGCUCGGUCUGAUGCCCUCCGCCUCGAUCGGCGCGCAGCAGACGGCCGCGAGCUCCGGCAUCAACAUGUACGAGCCGUCGGGCGGCUCGGCGCCGGACAUCGCCGGCCAGGGCAUCGCCAACCCGGCCGCCCAAAUCUUGUGCGGGGCAAUGCUCUGCAGGUACUCGCUCGACGCGGCCGCCGCUGCCGACGCCAUCGAGGCUGCCGUGCGAGAGACACUCGAGGAGGGGCUCUACACGGUGGACAUCGCCCCGCCCGGUGUGGCGCCUUGCUCGACCGUUGCCUUCGGUGACGCCGUCGCCGCGAAGAUCUGACGAGCCGGCGAGCCGGCGAGCCGGCGAGGCGACCUGCUGAGACGACCUGCCCGAUCUUGGCGGACGCGUGCGAGCGGACUGCACGCCCCCGCAAGACGGCGACGAGAGCAACCCGAACCCGGAACGGUGAGUACGCAGAACUGAUACUUGAUAGACUAUGCCGAUCCGUACAGUCAAUUUAUAUGUUUGUUCCCGGCGCGGUAGGAUUUGGA